Messenger RNA from Necator americanus (New World hookworm), 321 nucleotides. RefSeq lists its product as uncharacterized. The record is from RefSeq and is a predicted model, not a curated record. Bases 1 to 321 code for a protein of 106 amino acids. The transcript has 4 exons. NCBI's taxonomy places the organism in Eukaryota, Metazoa, Nematoda, Chromadorea, Rhabditida, Ancylostomatidae.
AUGAUCUGUGCGCUGAAGGUCGUUGGGAUUUCUUUGUUGCUACUCGCCACAGUUGUUCAAUCGAAGCCCUUAGUUGAAUUGUACGACAAACUUGUAAAGAAGCAUAACGAAGUCAAGAAUCAACAACUCCUGCAGUUCAUCUCAAAAGCCGUGCCCUACGGCAUUGAUCCACCGAACCCAAAAAUUGCUGAGUAUGAAACGUUCAAAUCGGACAAAUCCGCAAACUUUGUUCGUGACGGGAACGGCAACAUCGUCUUCAGGCAGUUCCGUCGUUUACGGCUAGCUGACGUGCUACAACGACGCGGACGCACCGGGAUAUAG